GGCCACUUUUUCAACUAAAUCAAAUUAUAAGUAAUAUUUUUUUAAGAGAUCAAAUCAAAUUAUUGCCACUGGUCAAGGUUCAUCAUCACUCAAAUUGAAGGGGUUUUUCAUAUUUUUUUUUCUUUUCUUUGUAUGAUACAGAUUUCAGGAACAGAUCAUAAAACAGAGGACUAAUAAUGGCUGAAUCUUGUCCAAUGAAUGGUGGCGACGGUACAUAUAGUUACGCUAAAAACUCUACUGGGCAGAGAGAAGCGGCGCGUGUUGUGGAGGAUGCACUAAGGGAUGCAGUGAUGGAGAAUCUUGAUUUAAGCAAAUUGCUGUGUGGUUCCACCACGUUCGCCGUCGCCGAUUUAGGAUGUUCGGUGGGGCCCAACACAUUCUACGCCAUGGAAACCAUCAUCAAAGCCGUGCAACAAAAGUCGUGCUCUACCAACCUCGAAUUCCAAGUGUUUUUCAAUGAUCGGAUCGGCAACGACUUCAACACCCUCUUCGCCUCUCUUCCUCAGGAAAGGAACUACUUCGCGGCGGCGGCGGCGGGCUCCUUCUACGGCAGAUUGUUCCCUUCUUCUUCCAUCCACAUCGCAUAUUCCUCUGUUGCGAUGCACUGGCUGUCCAAGUUGCCGGAGGGGGUGGCGGUGAAAGGCUCUCCGGCGUGGAAUGGCGGAAGAAUCCACUACACGGGCGCCUCCGACGCGGUGGUGAAUGUUGGUUAUCCUUGA
This is a messenger RNA of Salvia miltiorrhiza (redroot sage), 719 nucleotides long. Its product is annotated as loganic acid O-methyltransferase-like. Gene Ontology annotation, biological process: methylation. The transcript is spliced from 2 exons. The record is from RefSeq and is a predicted model, not a curated record. NCBI's taxonomy places the organism in Eukaryota, Viridiplantae, Streptophyta, Magnoliopsida, Lamiales, Lamiaceae. Gene Ontology annotation, molecular function: S-adenosylmethionine-dependent methyltransferase activity. The coding region runs from base 177 to 719 and encodes 180 amino acids.